Molecule: messenger RNA, 1313 nt
Organism: Suillus subaureus
Lineage: Eukaryota; Fungi; Basidiomycota; Agaricomycetes; Boletales; Suillaceae
Exons: 7
Coding region: 131-1030 (299 amino acids)
Molecular function (GO): protein binding
Source: RefSeq, a predicted model, not a curated record
CGAAUAUGGAAAUCAUUCUGGGUCACCACUUCGAUUCUCGGAAGAGUUGGUAUUAUCAAAUUUACCGGUACCGGAGACACAUCCAUCGUAGCCGCAGGCCUCACUAAUAGUAACACCACCACAACGAUCUAUGAGUUUGACGCGCCCACGCUCGAGACGUCGAGCCCCCCUCAAAGGGCACACUAUUGUCAUCAGUGGUCUAGCACUCUCAUCUGAUUGUGCUCUUCUCGCUAGCUCUUCCUAUGACAGAACCAUUAAGCUCUGGGCUUUCAAGUCCCGCCAGCUCCUCGCUUCAUUCGACGUCGAGUCUCCCCACGCCCUUGUCCUCUCACCCGAUUCGCGCCAGCUGGCUUACACGCUUAUGAAUAACGGCAAUAUCUAUAUAUGCAACAUUCCAGCCGGCAUCCUUGCUAGCAUUGGGCUUGCAGAAGAAUCGCAGUCUAGUACCAGUAAAUCUAAACGUUCACGCCAUCCUGAUCUACUCAAUUCCGAUGCAACACGUCGUCCCAUGCGCCGUAAACCGGUGAUAACAUCUGUCGUGUCACCCAUCCCCCGACCUUUGCCCACAAGGGACCCACAUACUUUCCUUCCUUUUCUACGCAAGCUCCUUCCCUCCUCUUCUCGUAUGGACGCGACUCACACCGAUAAGCCUCGUAAUCUCCUAGACUUCCCUGCUACAUCCCCCCUACCUCGUCCACCUAUACAACCAGACGAGAACUCUCAACCCAUACCGGCACCACCCACCAGCCAAUCUUCCGCUAUCAAUACUUCCGCAACCCUCAAAUCCAGCCUACAUCGACUACCAACGUGGCGCCCCCUUCAGACAGAUCAUGCAUCGCCGGCUAUCGUCGAUGUUCCUCUCGCGCCGGGUAAACUGCGGUACGCCACAGCAGGUGCUCCCGGCGAUGAUGAUGACCUGAUACGCGACGAAGACUAUGUUUCCCCCCCUCCUUCCCCCAAUCUCGGCUCUCGCGCACGGAUUGUCAACGCUGGGCAACAUGGAAGUGGCCGGUUUUGUUUCUGUUUCUAACUGAUCUCAAGCUUUUCCCCUGAUGUCUCAUAACUGUAAUCGUUGCCCCUUACAUGCGUCGUCCUCUGUACACUUAUGUCGAAUUCAGAAAACAACCAGCGUUGAACGUUGAAGUAUCAUUUCUAUUUCUAAAGUCUCGCCAAAACUGAUGCUUUUCGAAGCAAACGUGUAUUGCGCGAGUUUCUGCCGUUGCACGUGUGUUUGACAAACAUGAUACCAGCCUUCUUUCUACGUAGUACUCCUCGUCAUAAAGAGCCUGAGUUACUUUGCCACUGAUCUGCUA